This is a messenger RNA of Cuscuta campestris, 5604 nucleotides long. The record is from the annotation of a GenBank genome assembly. NCBI's taxonomy places the organism in Eukaryota, Viridiplantae, Streptophyta, Magnoliopsida, Solanales, Convolvulaceae.
GUUAUUGGGUACUCCCCUACAUAGACAUUAGAGGAAGAAUUUACCCCAUACAUUUUCAAUGCGAACAGAAUAAACAGGAAGAUUUUACUCCAUAGAUUUUCUUUUUCAUUGUUUAUCCCGUUGAUAUGGAGUCCGAAAAGGGUUAGGGUUUAGGGCUUUAGGCGCCUUCUCUUUCUCUGUCUCUCUCGUCGUGGUUUGAAGCGGAUAUGGCGGAGGAUGCCACUGCUAAACUGGAGCUUUCCAACUCCUGCUGCGUUGCCUGGAAGGAAAGGUACGCCAAGUUGAAGGAGAAGUAUUCAAAGCUCGAAGAAGGGCGCAAUGCCCUUCGCAAGGGACUGUCAAUCUAUGAGCAACAAAUUUCAAAGAUUCAAUCUGAGAAUCUCACGUUGAAGAAGGCUUAUGAGGGCGAGAAAGUUCGGGCAGACAAUGAGAGCCAUGAAAAAGCAAAAGAAUCUGCUCUGCGGGCUUCCUUGGAGAGUGAAGUUUCUGGUCUCAAGUCCAAUAUUCUUUUGAUGCAGCGCAAUCCAAGUCCUGCCAGUGAGGAUUUGGUAAGGGAAAAUGCACAACUUCAGAGAUUUCUUUCGGAAAAAGUUACCGAGGUUAGCAGGCUUAAGGAGCUUCUUGAGAAUGAGAGAUCUAGAGCAGAGAAAAAGAAAGCUGAGACUGAGAGGAAAAAAGCGGACGAACUAAGAAAAAAACUAAAAACUGAGAAAAAUAAGGCAGAUGAAGAGAGGAGGUUAGUUGAAAGUGAAAGAAAAGAGGCUUCGGAAAAUAGGCCCAAGUUGGAGGCAGCGAUGAAGGAUGCUGACGAAGUAAAAAUGAAGUUGCCAUUGGAGCAUAAUCCAAGUCCUGCCAGUGAAGAUUUUGAAAGAGUAAAGGCACAACUUCAGGGAGUUCUUUUGGAAAAGGAUACAGAGGUUAGCCGGCUUAAGGAGCUUCUUGAAAGUGAGAGAUUUAGAGCAGAUUCCGAGAAACAGAAAGCCGAGGCUGAGAGGAAAAAUGCUGACGAGUUAAGAAAAAAACUCAAGACUGAGAAAAAUAAGGCAGAUGAAGAAAGGAGGCUAAUUGAAAGUGAAAGAAAAGAGGCUGCAGAGAAUAGGCUCAAGUUGGAGGCUGUGAUGAAGGAGGCUGAUGAAGUUAAAAUGAAGUUGAGUUCAAGUCUUGCCAGUGAAAAUCUGGAAAGAGAGAAGGCUCAACUUCAGGGAGUUCUUUUUGAAAAGGAUACAGAGGUUUUCCAGCUUAAGGAGCUUCUUGAGAAUGAGAGAUCUAGAGCAGAUUCUGAGAAAAAGAAAGCUGAGUCCGAAAGGAAAAAAACUGAUGAGUUAAGAAAAAAACUGAAAACUGUGAAAAUUAAGGCAGAUGAAGAAAGGAAGGUUGUGGAAAGUGAAAGAAAGGAAGCUGCAGAAAAUAGGCUCAAGUUGGAGGCUGCAAUGAAGGACAUUAAUGAAGUUAAAAUGAAGCUGGCUUUGGAGACAUCAAAGGUAGCAGAGAUAAAAAAGACGUUGGACACAGAAAUACAAAACAGAAUAAUAGAUAGAAAACAGGCAGAGUCAUAUAUCUUAAAAGCAGCAGAGCAGUCAAAGCUUGCUGAUACAAAUAUGAAGAUUGCCAUGGAUGAAAAACGUCGUGCUGAUGGUUUAUCAAAGCAGCUGGACCAGUAUAACAAAAGAAUUGAGAAUCUAAAGAAGGAGAUAGCUGAACUUAAGUCUUCUAGGAAGUCAGUUGAUAGCCUAUCUGAUAAGAAGAGAGAAGCUGAAGAAAAGCUUGCUCAUUUAAAGAUCAUAGAGCAGCUAGAAGAUCAAAUAAAUGUUUUAGAGGCAUACAAGAAAAAGGCCGCGGAAGAAAAGCACCGUGCAGAUCAGUUAUCAUGUGAGCUGAAGGAUAACAAACAAAGGUUAGGUAAGCUACAAAAGGAAAUUCAUGCCCUUAUUUCUUCCAAAUCAAAUGCCGAAUCUGCUCUUCAUUCACACGAUAGGAGUUUGAAAUGCCAAGCAGCUAAAAUCAGUAUCUUAGAGAAGCAAUUGAAGUUGGAAAAGAUGUUGGUAACACACUCUGAAGGAGUCACAGAGCUUGAAAAAGCUCGUAAUGGUAUACUACAAGAAGAAUUAUUGCAGUUAAAACAAGAUUUUUCUCUUUUUUCUAAACGCUUGAAUUUAUUGGAUGAUUAUUUCAUUGGCUCUGGUGAAGGCAGUCACGAUAUGGAAAAGUUAGAAUUGAAAAGCAAACAAUUUGAUGUCAAUCCAUAUAAUAUGCCCUCUCAUCUCAAAGAUGGGCUUGCGCUAUUGGCUGAUAAUGAUGAAACUGAUUCAUUCAGGGAAAGAAUAGAAGGCAGUGCACCUUUGCUCGAUAUAUCUGGAGGAAACGACACUAGAAGUGUUUCAGGUAUAAAUUCUGAAUUGGAGCCUUUGCUCAAAGGUUUGAACAAAAAAGUGUUACAGAGUUCUGCCAUAAAUUCGAGUUCGACAUCUUUUUCUGAUAGACCAUUGGUGGGCUCACAGGAAAGACAUUCUUCUAGUGCUACAUCAGAUAAAUUUUCUGAAGAAAAAUCCAACAUUGAAGGAACAAUUUCAAGGUUACCAUGUUAUAAAGAAGAAAAGUGCAAUGAGGGUCCUGCAGCAUUAGUGGAUAAAAGUGUUGAAUGUCCUGUUAGUGAUACACCUACCAAAAGGAGAGGUUGGCAUCAAAGGAAAAGGAAGAUGUCUAUUGAUGCUAUUGAACCUAUUUACAGUUCACAUUCUGAGAAUAAGAUGCUGCAGCAACAGGUACCUUCCCUGUAUCCUGUGUUAGAAAAUCAAAUUGGUAAAUCUGCAAGAGUUGAAACAUGCUUACUUCCUGAUGCGCAAGGCAACAUUUGCAGUUCUCAUGCUAGAUCUUACAAGAAGAGAAAGGUUUCUUCUGAAGAACUUUUGGGGUGUCAUGGGAAUUAUGCCAAUCAGCAAAAGGCAAACCUCAAAGGGUUGAGUAUGAAAGAGUCUGAUAUAAAUGCAAAAUCAAACCCGGCACUCCAUCUUAGUAAAAGUGCUCAUAAUUGGAAGGAUAGGAGUGAUACUCUCAGAGAUUUCGAGUUACUGGUUGGAGAUGACUACUUGAAACUGCUGAAUUUGGAUAAUGAUUUAGAUGAAGAAUCUUAUCAUCUAGCCGUCAGAAUGCCUUUGUCUCCUAAUCUUCUAGAGAUAAAGUGUCAAAGCAUUGAUGACCAUGUAUUACGUUAUUCUUAUGAUAAUGAUGUUCUCGGGGAACUUUCACAUAUGAAGGAGAACCUUGCUCCACCACAGCAUUUUGAUGUCAUUGAUAUGGAAAUAUACUCAAAUAAGGCAAAUCUUGGAACCUUGGGGACUGCACAGAAUUCAUUGUUGGAAGAAAAUAAUGGUCAUGAUGAUAUAUCUAGCUGCUUAAAUGGUAAUGGAAUUGAUCACUCUAAAAUUUCACAUGAUGGUAUAUCUAAUGCUUUUGGUAAAACAUCAUGUACGCUUGAUGCUUUAGCUUGUGAAAAUGAGAGAUCAAAGAUUUCAGGUGGAACCAGGCACCCACCUUUUUGUUCCAGUAUACCAAAGUGUUGUGUUGUGUUUUCGGAUAAUGACAAAGUAGAAAGCAUUUCCAGGGUAUACUCUGCAACCAACGACUUCAUGGUUAAGUGUUCAACAGUUUCAUCAUCAAACUUGUUUCUGAAGAAUAUUGUUGUCUUCAUUUCAGGUGCUCAAGAUCUUUCAGCAAAGGAAAAGGCAUCUGUGUUUUUGUCAGGCCUUCUGCACUACAUUUCAGAAACCGCAAAAAUUGGUUUUUGCAAUGAUUGGGAUAGAGACUCUGUCCUGCUUAUUGCAUCGUUUGCUCAUCAUAUAUGCACAGAGCCCUCUGAUGAGAACACUGGAGUGGUUUUAGUUGAAUCAUUCAAUUUGCGCGAGCUGCUUGCACUUUUGGAGGACUUCAUCUUGCAUAGAGAAGUUUUGAUGUUUAGUGAUGUAUGCUCUGGUUCAGAACCCUUAAAGAAAUCAAUCUUCAACUUUUCUGUGAAUGGUAAUGGUGUUCACCUGUUUAGUCAAGAAGCUUCCAUAAACUUGUUAGUGGCUGGGGGCAUUUUGUUAGCAUCAUUCUGUGCUGAAGUUGACUACAUCGGUUUCAUUUGUGAGGCAUCAUGCAAUAUUCUAAGGAUGUUAAGAUCUGACACUUCAUUUGUGUUAACAAUUCUUCAUAUCUUUGCCUUUGUAUGUGGGUCGAAGUAUUUUAGCAUCAAGCAGUAUUGCUUUGUAAUGGCUGUAGUAAGAUCUUUGGUUGUGUUUCUUGAGAAGCUUAAUCCUCCUGACUGUGGUUCCUGCUUAACAUCUUUGGCUGCGGGGCUGUCUAAUAUAUGGUCAGGCAGCAAUUGCCCAUUUUUGGAAGGCACAUCUUCUAUGGAUGGCGUUGCAUCAAUGCUCCUAGAUAAUCUUGAUAGCUGUGUCCGGUCCAAUGCAAGGCAUAAAGAUUUGAUUGAGGCAAUCCAUCCAUCAAUAGACGAAGUGUGUACAGAGAGUAUUAACUGCUGUGCUGCUCUUAGAGAGGUGGCCAUGUCGAGCUCUAUUACGGAUGACAAUGCAUGCUUCUUUGUUGAUAUCCUUGCACUAGUUGAGCUUGUAGCUUUUUACAUGAGCUGGGAUUGGACUGCUGAAAACAUUGUUUGUCCUCUGAUCAAAAUGGUGGAAUCAUGCUCUGUGGAACAUGUCCCUGCUGCUAUUCUUGUUCUACUUGCGCAGCUUGGAAGGUUUGGGGUUUCUGCUAAAGGAUAUGAAGAUAACAUAAUCCAGAACUUGAGAUCUCAGUUCUUAGCACUACUCUCCAAGUGUGAUUCUAAAACAGUCAGUCUUGAGAUUCAGUUUUCCAUUGGAAUUACUCUACUAGGCCUCGUGUCUCUCAACUUUGAGGAGGUUCUGGAAAGCCGUGCUGAAGUUCCUGGAUUUGGAAGUCAAUAUCAAGCUACUGUAUGCUUAAGGAAAUGGUUUUCGGUGUUGAGCAAUGAAAACCAGUUGUCUUUCAAGCAUGUGGUUUCUUCAAGUAAAAGCCUCCAAAAAGGACACAACCCUCUUGUGAAAUGAGAAAUUGAAAUAUAGGAAGGGAGGAUCCAUUGGGCCAUUGCUUAUUUUUGUUUUAUUUUUGUAUGUGAGACGGAAGACAAGUUUCCAAGCACAUGCUCUCAGUAGGAAUUUUUCUUAUCAACCUGCUUUGGUCAGUCCAGCCUGUGCUUUUCAGUCUUCAACCAAGACCAAAUAUUCAAAGGUCAAGUUCCCUGUAACACAUGCAGCCCUUGGAGGAGAAGUUACGUAAGGCCUUGUGUGCCUGUAGAGAGCAUUUGGAUCCGCAGCAGGGAAUCUGCUCUUUCUGUCAAAUUCCCAACUCAUCUGGUAUUGUAAAUGUUGUAUUUUUUUUUCCAGUGAUGAAAAUCUCUCCGAGUUGGGGAGGUAUAGCUUGGAAAAAAGCAGUUCAAAAUCUCCACCACCACCACUUUCUCCGCCUCUAAAGCCCCGUCAAGAUCAUAUCCCAUUGUCCAACCACAGCAAACCCAGUAUAUCCCAACUCUGUUAGUGUAGGGGAGAACAUGGAGGCCAAAGUGUACGCGGUCUUUCCCUUUGAGGU